Rosa rugosa (rugosa rose) is the source of this 978-nucleotide messenger RNA. Its product is annotated as auxin-responsive protein SAUR15-like. The transcript has 2 exons. The record is from RefSeq and is a predicted model, not a curated record. NCBI's taxonomy places the organism in Eukaryota, Viridiplantae, Streptophyta, Magnoliopsida, Rosales, Rosaceae. Bases 204 to 548 code for a protein of 114 amino acids. Gene Ontology annotation, biological process: response to auxin.
ACAGAAGUACCCCAUAGACUUUUCACGUCAUCUAGUGCCAGAACUCAAUAAAUUCUAUGAUAUAGAUGACACAGUACAAGUUGGAGACCCGUGAGAAAAAUUCUGUGCUAAUCUUCCCUAUAUAAACACACUAGUUAGACAACCCAUUAAACCAAGUCCAUCAGGAAAGCUCCCAAUUUCUCAAAUUGUGCAUCCAGCAGACAAUGGGCAUUCGUGUAACAGACAUGGUCAUUCAUGCUAGACAAAUUAUCCGGAGACAUAAAAGCAGGUCUCAUUCCAUCUCAUCUUAUUCACAACCAACAUCAACAGCAGCGUUGGAUGUUCCGAAAGGCUAUUUUGCGGUUUAUGUCGGUGAGGAAGACGAGAAGCAGAAGCGAUUUGUGAUUCCGAUAUCCUACUUGAACUACCCUUUGUUCCAAGACUUGUUGAAUCAGGCUGCAGAAGAAUUCGGUUUUGAUCCUCCAACGGUGCUACAAGUGCUUUCAGAUAACCAAAAGCUAUCGCCUGUUAGGCUGUUACAGUUGCAAGUAAAUGCAAAGAGUUGUUAAGAGGUUAAAGAUGUUCUCCCAUAUGAUUUCUUAGUAUGCUUCAUUUGAUUUUAGAGAAAAUGUCCCUCAAACAAGCCCUAAACAUAGAAAUACAGAAACCUUAACCAGCAAUGUGAUGCAAUGACAGUGUAUUCCAUUAUGAGAAAUGCGAUGUGAUUUGGAAAACCACACUUGGCGCAGCAUACAAUAACACCAGUAAACUAGUGAUGCAAUGCCAAGAUUUGCAAUGGAAUUAUAACAGAGCAGAAGUAUCAGCAUUACGAAGGCAGUCCUUGAAAUCCAAUUCUACCAAAAACGUAAAAUGCGCCAGUGUAUUUGAUACGGAUUCCACAGAAAAGCAAAAUAGAAAAGUAAAAAGAUAUCCUAUAGCAGUCAGCUGGCUGCAGACAGAUUAUUAGCAUUAAUCUUGCAAUUGAUAAUCACCUUGUGA